Molecule: messenger RNA, 2070 nt
Organism: Phascolarctos cinereus (koala)
Lineage: Eukaryota; Metazoa; Chordata; Mammalia; Diprotodontia; Phascolarctidae
Gene: PDK4
Product: pyruvate dehydrogenase kinase 4
Biological process (GO): regulation of glucose metabolic process; protein phosphorylation
Cellular component (GO): mitochondrion
Molecular function (GO): pyruvate dehydrogenase (acetyl-transferring) kinase activity
Source: RefSeq, a predicted model, not a curated record
UGCCCCAGCGCAGACCAAUGAGCGUGUGCGGUACUCUCGGCCCCCAGGUCUCCGGGAGGCGGGGGGCUCCCGUUGCAGUCAGCGACCAGCGCCUGGGAAGGUGUUGGGGGGGGCGCGGAAGAAGCCUCUGGAGCUGAUUGGUGAGUCUGCAUUCCAGGUCUGUCUUUCCCUGUGGCGUCACAGAGCCCCGUGGGCGGUCCCGAGGCUCGGUGGGGACUGACAAAAGCUCGGGACACGCAGGGUCCAACAGAGGCAGAGUGGCCCGACCUGGCUCUGGACGCUGAAGUGGAACUUGAAGAUUAAGCAGCAGCCAGAGCUGGAGGCAGGCACCAGAUCCGUUCACUGAGAGAUCCACGCGAGCCUGAAGCCAGCGGAGUCCGAGCCGCCUGCCCACGACCCCACAAGUCCCGAACAAACCCGUGAGCCCGCGAGCUCCCCAGAGCCCACCGCCGUACAGGCCCGCCGCCCCGAGCCAAGCCUCCGGAAUGCGAGCUGCGCGCAUCGUGCUCCGCGGAGCCUCCGGCUCGUCGGCCGCCGCUGCGUCCGUGCCCCCAGUUCCGCGGGCAGUGGAGCGCUUCUCCCGCUACAGCCCGUCCCCGCUGUCCAUGAAGCAACUGCUUGACUUCGGCUCCGAGAACGCUUGUGAGAGGACCUCUUUUGCCUUCCUGAGACAAGAACUUCCCGUGAGGCUCGCCAAUAUCUUGAAAGAAAUCGAAAUUCUCCCGGAUCGGCUCGUCAAGACCUCCUCCGUGCAGCUGGUGAAGAGCUGGUACAUCCAGAGCCUCAUGGAUUUAGUGGAAUUCCAUGAGAAGAGCCCAGAGGACCAGAAGGCUUUGUCUGACUUUGUAGAUGCGCUGAUCAAGGUCCGGAACAGGCAUCACGAUGUGGUCCCCACCAUGGCCCAGGGCAUUAUUGAGUACAAGGAUUUGGGUGCUGUGGACCCUGUCACCAACCAGAAUCUCCAGUACUUUUUGGACAGGUUUUAUAUGAACCGCAUCUCCACUCGAAUGCUCAUGAACCAGCAUAUUCUCAUAUUUAGUGGCUCAAAGACAGGAAACCCAAGCCAUAUUGGAAGCAUCGAUCCCCAUUGUGAUGUGGUUGCUGUGGUCCAAGAUGCCUAUGAGAGUGCCCGAAUGCUCUGUGACCAGUAUUACCUCGUUUCUCCUGAACUGAAGCUAACACAAGUGAACGGAAAAGUACCUAACCAGGCCAUUCACAUCGUCUAUGUCCCCUCACACCUUCACCACAUGCUAUUUGAGCUCUUUAAGAAUGCCAUGAGGGCUACAGUGGAGCACCAGGAACACCAGCCAUCCCUCACGCCUAUUGAAGUGACUGUUGUCCUAGGAAAUGAAGACCUGACCAUCAAGAUUUCAGACCGAGGGGGUGGUGUUCCACUGAGAGUCAUUGACCGCCUCUUCAGUUAUACCUACACCACUGCCCCGACCCCUGUGAUGGAUAAUUCCAGGAAUGCUCCUUUGGCUGGUUUUGGGUAUGGUUUGCCAAUUUCUCGUCUUUAUGCCAAGUACUUUCAAGGGGACCUGAAUCUCUAUUCGUUGUCAGGGUAUGGAACAGACGCAAUCAUCUACUUAAAGGCGCUGUCUUCUGAGUCCAUAGAAAAACUCCCUGUUUUCAACAAGUCGGCCUUCAAACACUACCAGGCAGGCCCAAAUACGGGGGACUGGUGUACCCCAAGCAAAGAGCCAAGGAACCUCUCCAAGGAGAAGGUGGCCAUGUGAUCAAGGCUCCAACCAGAUUGCUUCAGAAAACAUGGGGCCUCCAGACUUUGGUGGGAACAAAAAACAAGUCCUGUCUCCAUCAGAAUCCUGGUCACAGGAGAUGGGCAUGUGUGUGUGUGCACGAGCCUUACAAAGAUGCAGCCCUGUGGACCGACUGCAUGCAAGCUGUUUGUGUGGAGGACCUGGCGGGAAGCUACCAAGGGCCAACUGGUACAGGCAGAGGGUGCUUUGGGCCCCCAGCCCUCCCUCACCCCAGGAGAGGAGGGGCUCAGGCACUGAGUGGUCCUUGACACCACAUUCAGGCCCCCAUUUCUCAGCCCCAAGGUCAGCUCUG